CCUCUCCUCUCCUCUCCUUUGCCCACACCAAAUAUCCUCUUCUCUCCCUCACGAUUGGAUUACCCUCUCCCUCUCCCCAUUUCCUCUUGUCUGGAGCUCUGCUCUUUGGCAAAAUUACAGUACUCUUCUUCAUCUCCAUGAAGCUUCUGCUUCUGGGUCUUGCAAUCCUUUGGUCUGAAAUCGUCUCGGAUUAGCCUUUCCAGAUUCUGAGUUCAUCUUCUCUCUCUACCUCUGUGUUUUACCGAUUUGGGAACUGACCUUUUUAGGAUCCCAUGGAUACACUGUUGAGAUCGCCCAACAAGCUCGAUUUCAUUUCCCAGUCUCAUGGCCUCGACAAGUGGAGCAGCAGUAGCUGUAGCAGCAACCUAAGUUCUUCAAGGCUGAAGCUUUUCCAUAAGAGGAGGGGAAUUAAGACUGGUCUUGCUGUUCAUGCUUUGAGUAGAAGCAGCAGCAGCAGUGCACUCUUGGACCUUGUUCCUGAAACCAAGAAGGAGAAUCUUGACUUUGAGCUUCCUCUGUAUGACCCUUCAAAGGGUAAAGUCGUGGACUUGGCCGUGGUCGGUGGCGGUCCGGCCGGUCUAGCAGUGGCUCAGCAGGUUUCAGAGGCUGGCCUCUCGGUUUGUUCCAUUGAUCCAUCUCCCAAGCUCAUAUGGCCCAACAACUAUGGAGUUUGGGUGGAUGAGUUCGAGGACAUGGACUUACUUGACUGCCUUGACACCACCUGGUCUGGUGCCGUAGUCUACAUCGACGAUCACGUCAAGAAGGAUCUAGGCCGGCCUUAUGGGAGGGUUAACCGGAAACUCCUGAAAUCCAAAAUGUUGCAGAAAUGCAUAUUGAACGGAGUGAAGUUUCAUCAAUCUAAAGUUACUAAUGUCAUUCAUGAGGAGUCUAGGUCUACUUUGUUUUGCAGUGACGGUGUAAAGAUUCAGGCUCAAGUGAUUCUCGAUGCCACGGGAUUCUCCCGUUGCCUCGUUCAGUACGAUAAGCCGUAUAACCCGGGUUACCAAGUGGCUUAUGGGAUCAUGGCUGAGGUCGAUGGCCACCCGUUUGAUGUAGACAAGAUGCUUUUCAUGGAUUGGAGAGAUAGCCAUCUCGGUAACUCUUCCGAGCUCAAGGAGAGGAACAGAAGGCUUCCUACCUUCUUGUACGCGAUGCCCUUUUCGUCCAACCAUAUAUUUCUGGAGGAAACUUCCCUGGUUGCUAGACCUGGAUUGCGUAUCGACGAUAUACAAGAAAGAAUGGUUGCUAGGCUGAAGCAUUUGGGCAUUACCGUGAAGAGAGUAGAGGAGGAUGAGCACUGUGUUAUCCCGAUGGGUGGGCCAUUGCCCAUCUUGCCUCAACGGGUAGUCGGGAUUGGUGGUACAGCCGGAAUGGUUCACCCUUCAACCGGUUACAUGGUGGCCAGGACUCUAGCCGCAGCUCCAAUAGUUGCAAAUGCCAUUGUUAGGAGUCUCGGUUCAGAUAAGACACAACUGAGAGGAGACAAACUCUCGGCUGAAGUGUGGGGAGACUUGUGGCCGAUAGAACGGCGUAGACAGAGGGAAUUCUUCGGUUUCGGAAUGGAUAUUCUCCUGAAGCUUGACUUAGAUGCUACAAGAAGGUUCUUUGAUGCUUUCUUCGACCUGCAACCUCAUUAUUGGCAUGGAUUCUUGUCGUCCAGACUGUUUCUUCCAGAGCUGUUGUUCUUCGGGCUGUCACUCUUCUCGCACGCCUCCAACAGGUCUAGACUUGAGAUCAUGGCCAAGGGAACUGUGCCUCUAGUCAAGAUGAUCAACAACUUGGUACAAGAUAGAGACUAUGGAUCAAAACCAAGAUACUGAUCACACACACACAUAUAUACGCAGUUUCGUCAUAAAAUGAAAAUGUUAUUUGUCAUGAGUUGAUAUAUAUCCUUGGGAUUCAAAUUGGUUGA
This is a messenger RNA of Tarenaya hassleriana, 1912 nucleotides long. Its product is annotated as lycopene beta cyclase, chloroplastic-like. The transcript has 2 exons. The record is from RefSeq and is a predicted model, not a curated record. Bases 273 to 1820 code for a protein of 515 amino acids. Gene Ontology annotation, molecular function: oxidoreductase activity, acting on paired donors, with incorporation or reduction of molecular oxygen. Gene Ontology annotation, biological process: carotenoid biosynthetic process. NCBI's taxonomy places the organism in Eukaryota, Viridiplantae, Streptophyta, Magnoliopsida, Brassicales, Cleomaceae.